This is a messenger RNA of Gossypium raimondii (Peruvian cotton), 1859 nucleotides long. Its product is annotated as protein GAMETOPHYTE DEFECTIVE 1. Gene Ontology annotation, biological process: tRNA processing. Lineage: Eukaryota; Viridiplantae; Streptophyta; Magnoliopsida; Malvales; Malvaceae. Gene Ontology annotation, molecular function: protein phosphatase regulator activity; RNA binding; protein binding. The transcript has 6 exons. The record is from RefSeq and is a predicted model, not a curated record. Gene Ontology annotation, cellular component: nucleolar ribonuclease P complex; protein phosphatase type 2A complex.
AAUUCGGGUAAUUCGGGUAUUUUUCGGUAAUUCGGUUAAUUCGGUUAAUUCGGGUAAUUCGGGUAAUUCGGGUAAUUCGGGUAAUUUUUAACCAAAAAUAAAAAAUACAUAAUUUUCGGUUAAUUCGGUUAACCGACCUUAUUAACCGAAAAAUUUUCGGUUCGGUUAAUUUUUUUAAAAAAAAAUCGGUUCGAUUAACGGUUAAAAUUUUUGGAAGGUCGGUUAAUUCGGUUAUAGUAAUUUCGGGUCGGUUAACCGAAUGAACACCCCUACUAACAAUGCUUACAGGUAAGGACAUUAAGGCCCCGUUCUUCUCCACGGUUGAGAAGGACUUUUUCAAUAAAAAGUCCUUUUCUCUUAAACGGAAUGAAGAAUAGCCUCCUUUUAGGUAAAAAUUUCACCAUCAGAAAAGGGUUUCUCUCCAGAUGAAGAAGCUAAAAAUUUCUCCUUUUCUUCAACUUGAACUGCUUUUGGAUGAUAAUUGACCAAAUUAACCUGUCUUCUCCCCCAAACGUUUUUUCCCCUCUGCUGGUUCCCCAAACGUUCUUUUUCCUCUGCUGGUGAAAUUGGAGCUUUAUACCCAAUUUUUUCCCCAUUUUCGGCUUUCAAAGCUAUUUCCUAUUCUUUGUUCCUCUUCCGCAGGUGAGAGUUUCUUUACUUCUUCUUCUGUUUAAUUAGUUCCUCUUCUGUUUAAUCUCUGUCUGAGAACCUAUGGGGGUUUUCGACCUUAACAUUCCAUACACGGAUUCCAAGCCGCUCAGCAAGGCGAAUUCCACCGUUGCCAAAUCCACCCGCAUUAAAAUUGUGAUCAAAGCGAUGGAGCUGGGCUACACGGGUAUCGCCUACAACCGUACGAUCAGGGGUGUCAUGUUUGAUCGCGACCGAUGCUCGAUUCCUCUUCUUGGUCUUUCCUCUCUCCUCAAUGUCGCCCCCUUUCUCUCCUCUUCCGUAAACUUCCACCGAGACCUCCUCGGGGUCCCUCGCUCCUUUCCUUUUCGCCAAUACAUGCGCCUCACCUUCUGCAUUGAUACCGCAUCGCAGUCACAAGGUUUAAAUUCGGGAAACCCGAUAUUGAAGACGUACAGCAUUGUUGCCGUUAGGCCGUUGAACCAAAAUGCAUUUGAUAACGCUUGCGAAAAAGCCGAGGUGGAUAUAAUUUCAAUUGAUUUCUGAGACAAGUUGCCGUUUCGAUUGAAAUUGCCUAUGGUUAAACCAGCUAUACAGCGUGGGAUAUAUUUUGAAAUAACAUAUUAUGAUCUUAUUGUGGAUGUUCAUCAAAGGAGGCAAAUCAUAUCCAAUGCUAAGUUGCUGCUGGAUUGGACUCGAGGAAAAAAUGUCAUACUUUCUAGUGCUGCACCUUCUGUAUGUGAAGUUAGAGGGCCUAAUGAUGUUGCAAACUUAGCAUCUUUGCUUGGUCUCUCUAUGGAACGAGCUAAAGCAGCUAUUUCCAAAAAUUGUAGGAGCCUUUUGACCAAUGCUUUGAGAAGAAAGCACUUUUUCAAGGAGGUUAUCAGAGUUGAAGUAGUGUCCUCCAGUAUAAAUCUUUGGAACUUGGAAAUUAGCAAUCAAAGUUUCAAUAUUGUCGAUGUAAAGCCUGCAAACAUGGAGGAUCUAACUGAGGUUAUAACAUCAGCAGAGUUUCACCCUACCCACUGUAAUAUGGUAGCAUAUAGUAGUUCAAAGGGCUCAAUUCGCCUCAUUGAUUUGCGGCAAUCAGCUUUGUGUGAUUCUCAUGCCAAAUUGCAAGUGUUUUACCUUUUUUAGUUUCUUUUGUUGAAUUUACUGAGAUUUGCACCAAAAAUUGAACUAUUGUUAUUAUCCUAAAGUUUAGAUUUAAACAAAAUAUGUUCUGUGAAAGU